AUGGAGAGAAGAGCUACAGCUUUGAGGUCAAUGAUCCAGAAGCAUGGCCCCAAGAAGGAGGAUUUGGACCCUCGAAACUGGGUGUCAGAGGAGACAAUGAAGGGGUUCACUGAGUUUAUACUGAACAAGAACUGGGACAAAGAUACCGACAGCAGCUUUGACACCAAAGAGAUGUUGCUAGAGGCAGAAAAGCAGUUUAUAGAAGCAGCUAAGAAGAAUGACGUGGAGACCAUGAAGACUCUUGGAAAAGGCCUGAACGCAAAUGCAAAGAAUGUGCAUGAUAGGACAGCUCUUCACUAUGCAGUGGCUGGCAGAAACAAAGAAGCAGUUCAGCUUCUUCUUCAGCGCAGGGUCAAAGUGGACCAAAAGGACAAGUACGGUGUGGCACCCAUUCAUUUGGCUGCCUGGUUUGGCAGUUUGGAGAUCCUGAAAUUAUUAGUGCAGGCCGGCGCUGAGCAGAAGGUUGAGAAUGAGGAGGGACUGAACAUUUUGCACUGUGCUGCUAUCAACAACCACACUGAUAUUGUAGAGUAUAUUGUAAAUGACCUGCAGAUGAAAGAAUUAGACAAAGAUGAUCAGUCAGGAAAGCGGGCCUUUGCAUUAGCAGCCGAGCAUGGCUGUGUUGAAAUGCUGGAGCUGCUCAUGGAUCCGUACGAGAUGGCCACCAUGAAGCCUAACAAGAAAGGGGACACGCCCCUGCACUUAGCCGCCAGGAACGGCCACCUGGAUGUCAUCCAGCUGCUGCUGCAGAGCUUUGAUACUCGGGAUGAAGUCAAUAUGGAGGGAGAGACAGCUCUGUACGUGGCUGCAGACCAGGGUCAUGAAGGAUGUGUUCAUGUCUUGCUGGAUGCUGACUGUGACCCCAACAUCCUCACAGUGGCCAAAUGCAGUGCUCUCCAUCCGGUUUCAGAAAGAGGGGACACCUCUCUUGUCCAGCUUUUCUUAGAGUACAAAGCUCAUACCGACUUUAAGAAUCAGCACGAAGAGGCUCCUCUCCACCUGGCAGUGAAGCACAGUCACAUCCCUAUCAUCCAUUCUCUGCUGGAGGCAGGCUGCAACAUUAAUGCCACAGAUAAAAGGUCUCAGACUGCCCUGCAUCUUGCUGCAGAGCUGGCUAGAAUAGAAGUGGUGGAAAUGCUCCUUAAAGCUGGGCUGGAUCUGACACUCAAGGACAAGCAGGGUAAGACGGCUCUGGGUGUAGCAGUCAGAGCAGAUGAGGUGAUUAUUGUGGACAUGAUUAUCAAAGCAGAAAGAUACUACGCCUGGAGGAAGGCCAACCCUGAGCUUAAUGAGAGUGUUCACAGCGAGCAUCCGCUAACGUUUAAACUCGACCACCGCUCAGAGACCAAGCAGCUCCGGAUGAUGGCCUGGCGCCUGGCGUACGAGCUCUUGAAACCAGGAGAUUGGAAAAAACUGGCACAACACUGGGGCUUCAACAAGGAGCAAGUGUCAGCUAUUGAGGAGCAGUGGACAGGUCAACACAGCUAUCAGGAGCAUGGUAACAGGAUGCUGCUGAUCUGGCUCCACAAGGAGGAGUUAGUUCACGAGAAUCCAGCUAAAGAGCUCUACCAGGGCCUCAUCACUAUAGGGAACAGGAAAGCUGCAGAUAAGAUUCGGAUGGAGGCAGAGAGCUCCAGCAGUAAGAGCUGCAUCAUUUCAUGAGGCUGGAAACUGAAC
Cheilinus undulatus (humphead wrasse) is the source of this 1677-nucleotide messenger RNA. It is a transcript of the gene ankdd1b, whose product is annotated as ankyrin repeat and death domain containing 1B. Gene Ontology annotation, molecular function: protein binding. The transcript is spliced from 15 exons. The record is from RefSeq and is a predicted model, not a curated record. Gene Ontology annotation, biological process: signal transduction. The coding region runs from base 1 to 1662 and encodes 553 amino acids. Gene Ontology annotation, cellular component: cytoplasm. NCBI's taxonomy places the organism in Eukaryota, Metazoa, Chordata, Actinopteri, Labriformes, Labridae.